GCGCGUUCAGUCUGCUCCAAGCCGCGAACGCGACAACUUGCGCCGCGACCGGCACCCGACGCGAACGCGAAAACAAACCGUGUUACGUGCUGCUCUCCGUCUAUCUUUGCCCCGUUUUUCACGGAGAACAGAGGAGGUGCCCAAAUAUAUUUUCUCAAACGGCCUGCUUCUCGACACGAGGCCGUCUCUCGUCUAAAGCGAGGAGGGCGAAUAGUCGUCGUUCGCGAUCCUUUGCUCGGACCGUGCUCCAGCGGAAACCGUUUUAACAUAUGAUACCAACGGGAAAGGAGGAUACCUCGCGGUCGUACUCCUUGGUGGACGUGAACACGUUACCACCGUUUCUGUACACGGAGGGAUGAGAAAAUGCCUCUGUGAUGUUGCAUCGGAGCACAUCAUCGCGACGCUGUAGAGCAUCGCGGAACAUGACGAAUCUCGGCCACACCUCGCCGAUCGCCGGACCAAGGGGGCGGCGCGCCAGCGUGGCAACCGACAAACCUGUCGACUUGCCACCGACGAGUCUCAGAGGAACGAUGGAACGCCAACGUUCGCCACGGGGCAGCAUCGUGCCUGAUAUCGCUCUCGACAUGGGAAACGGCGUCGAGGCCAUGAACCACAAGCCUCUGGCGGAUCAGUAUGUGGACGCGAGGAACGCAGUGUUCAACCAGAAGAUGGCUCGAAGCCCGCGAAACUCGUUGGUCCCGGACGACUACUACCGAGCACUACCCCGGAACGGCGGGGUGACGCGGAGCCCUCGAAACAGUCUGGUCCCGGACGCCAACCUCGCGCCGGACAUGCUUUACAGCUCGAGGCACUCGUUGCUGCCCGACCCGCCCCCGCUGAGCCCUCGAAACUCUUUGGUGGCGGACGUGAGCCACAACAGGAGCCCCAGGAACAGCCUGGUCCCGCUGACCGGGUCGAGGACGUCGCUCAUGUCCGAGAACGGGAACCUCGGCUCGAGUCGAAGCCCCCGACACUCUUUGAUACCCAACUGUUCGAGAAGCCCGAGGGGGAGCGUGACGAACAUGGAGCUGGUCGAUCGCAGCCCCCAGAGAAGCCCGAGAGGAUCCAUCGCCUCCGAAUGCUUGAACCAGAGCCCGAGAAGCUCCAUUGUACCGGCUUACGAGAGAUCGUCGCGGGGGAGUAUCGGCGUGAACGAGGCGGCGCACAGAGGAUCGAUCGGGGCCAACGAGGAGGAGGCGAGGAGCCCGCGCCGCGGCAUCGAUCCCGAGCACGCGAUCGACAGGACGCCGAGGGGCAGCCUGAGCGGAUUGCAAGAAAGGAGAGGCACGAAGGCGAGCCUGAUAGCGCAGGAUCCGAGGAGAGGCUCGGCCGAUCAAGGAAUAAACGGGAAUCGAAAUUCCCCCCCUUCUCGGGAGAGGAAGGAGGUGAACACGGGAAGUGUCAAAUCCCGCGGAAGCACGGUCCAGGUCAAUUUAGGAUAUGGGCCAAACACGUUCGAGGAUUCCAGGCGGGCCAGCAGCUCCGUGUCUCAGUUUUCAGGUGACGAGUCGCGGCGUCUUUUCGCGAACGGCGCCAAAGUGGCCGAGAACACGGCGGAGAACAGGAAUCUGGGCGUGAUUACCUACGGUUCCGUGGUGUUCCAGCUGAAGGACGCGAAUCUGGAGGCGAACAACAUCUGCGACUUCGUGUUCCGCGGAAUGAGGGUCGUGUGCAGGACGAGGGUUGUUACGGUGUGCCUGUUCUGCCUGUCGGCAGUCCCGAUCCUCAUGUUGAUUUACGGUUGGAAUUACUCGAAAGACUGUCCAAAGGAGCCGAGGAUACCCAUGUACCUGGUGAUCGGUGGAACGUUCGGAACCAUGCUCAUGAUGUUGCUCAUCUACUCGCAGAUACAGUCGAGGAGGCCGGAAAUGCCCCCGGUUCCAUCCAACAGGCCCCAAAUUUCCUUCAUGAAAUUGAUCAUCAUCGUCUUAUCAUGCUUCCUACUCGGCUGGUUCGUGAUGGGAAAUUACUGGAUACUUCACAUCAUGUGGCCAUCGUACACGUUCCUGCUGCACACUCCGAACGACCAUUGUCACAAAACGCUGUACAUGUUCUCCCUGGUGCAUCUUGGCGUGAUGUACAUCACGUUCGGGAUCAUGCUACUCGUGGUAACCGUGCUGGCGUCUUUCAGAAUCCUGGCCUGCCCAUUAUCGGAAAGAUACAAAUAACCGCAGGAGUUCUUUACUCGCGUAAGAGAGGUGGUGGGCGAGAAAGGGCGGGCGGAGGAUGGGCCGGAGAGCGUCGUCCAAGGGCAACUUCUGAAGGGUGUCAUAAAGGGGAGCGAGUAUCGUGCGAAACAACGAAACGGCGACAUCGUUUCCAACGACGAGAUUAAUCGUAAUAAAUCUAACCUGUCGGAUCGUAAUCUCGCCCCGUCCGAUGGAAAAGGGGUACACUUUCGAUCGAGCUUGGGCUGCGACGUCGAUUCGAACAAUGGAAACCGGCGCUUCGUAACUUAGCGAACGUUGCGAGGAUCGAGGUCGAAAAGGAGGAUUCCUCUACGAUAUCUAAUAAAAUCUGAUUAAAUCUCGCGUUACCUUUCGAGAUUCGAACGGGGGGAGGGGAAAAAAACGUUUCGAGAAAAGUUUAUCCUUCCUCACUUUCGAUUGCCAAUUAAUUCGUUCUUGCCGAUUUAAUCGACCGUUAACUAAGAGGAAUGAAUUUCUGGGAAAAUCGAAGCCAAGAUGAAACCCAUUCCACGAAUAAACGGAAGAGAAUAAACGUGAUAUACGUUCCUAGCUAAUUACACGUGGGUGCGCUCCAUUGCUCAGAAUCCAUUCGAGAACUACGAACGUGGUCUAUUGUUUAUUAUUGGAUUUCGCGUAGAAAAUUUCCCUUUACGAUAUUUUGAAAUUUUGAAUUCGCUUUGAGACGGAAUGAAAAGUAUCGCCAUUCGAUUAAACCGAAAUUAAUUCAUCGAAUCCAUGGAGAACGGGGUUCCUCUUGUGAAGUUUCUCGCGUAUUUGGAAGAAAGGAGCCGCGAAUAGUGCGCAGCAGAGAAGAAAAUAGAUGAAAAGAUUCUCGAACCCGUGUUUGCCUAUACGUUAAGGAUUACAGAAAAGUAAACGGUUAACCGGGAGGAGAUUUUACAUAGAGAAUCUCGCAAAGAAACUCGAGUAUCUCGUCAGAGAAGGGAAGCUUGAUAAAUCGUUCAUCGAUAAUAUUUAUCAAAGGGAUCGAAGGUAAGCUUUUGUCUUUUCUUUUUUUUUUCUUUUCUUUAUUUCCCCCUUUUUUUCAACACUUUCGAACGUCUCGAAAAUGCGCGAUCGAUGAAGUUCCGAACCAAGAUGUCGACUUUUCUUUUGACGAGCGUGUAAUAUAUGGUUAAUUAGUUUUACUGUCGCAUCGAAAAUCCGUACAAACGAGUUUCACUUUUUUUAUCGGCGAUUAUGAGAUCGUUGAAACUACGAGCAGUAUCGCGUAAUAACUGAAAUCGUGAAUAAUUGAUACGAUACAACUUCUUUUAUUCUAUAAAAUAUCUCAACCAUUGUUUUCCGUAACGUGACGAUCCAUUCCAUUGAAACGGGAGUCUCGCGAAUGAGUUUUUCGUUAAAUAUAGAUUCGCGAGUGCAAACAAAAAUCACGAGACGUCGAAAGAUUAGAUCGAAUAGAUGCGAUGAUUUGAUUUGUCAUUUUUCCAUUGUCAACAAGAUGAUGGAAAUCGUGAAACGCCUUUAAAUAGUAUAAACAAAAAAGAAAAAAAAUGUCACGCGUGCACGUUCCAUUAUUAUUAUUCGUGUCUCGUCGCUCGAGCACGAUGAACGGAACUGAUAUCGGAUGAUAAAGAAAAAGCUUAAACGGGAACGUCUGUUUGUAAAUUACUUUUAAGGAUAACGUAUCGACGUCGUUCCUUCCACGUUGAAAAUCCACCCUCCUGCAGAGUCCGAAAAAACGUCCACGCGUGUCUGACAGAGAUACUAUCCCGAUCGCUAUUCAAUACGAACAGAAUCUCGAACUCGAAAGAGGAUAAAAUGAGAAUAAGUGUCAAUUAAACCAACGCAAUCUCGGAAAUUUCGUUUCGUCAGCCGGUGAAAUAGAGCCGGUCGAUGACACGGUUUGGUGUAUACAUAAAAAAAAAGAAAAGAGAAACACACACACACGUAUAUGCAUAUUCCGUAUAUGUACAUAUAUAAAUAUCUGUAAACGUACGCUGUAUCUGUUAUAUUAAUUAAAAUUAACGAAUCGACCAAAAUAAGAAGAAGAGGAGGAGGAGGAGGAGGAGGAAAAAGCUCGAGUAGGUAUUUCGAGAGAACGCGAACGUACAAGUUUUCUCAAGUUUCACACGUGCUCCAUCUAGAUGAGAAUUAUAGUUAUAAGAGAAGGGUAAUUCAUCGAGUAACAACACGUUCGACGUCCAUGAUUGCGUGGAUUUGGAAAACGGGUCCAUACUUGUAAUCGUCCGUAACGAGUAAAUGUUAUCUAAUCUGUAAUAUCAAUAUUUACUUUGUCGAUGUAGAAGAAGAGGAAAAAGGAGAAGAAGAAGAAAAAAAAAUAUGUAUGUGAACCAACCACUUCGUUAGACAAUUGUAUCCCUCUAAUCGCGCUUGUCCUUUUUCCGCGAGUCGCGAUCGAGAAAGAGUGAGAUAAUCGUUUGAAAUAUGUUUCGAGCCUCGCGAAAAGAAGAAAGAUGUAUUAUUGUAGAUAUACGUACACGCAUACACAUACACACAUAUACGCGAAAGGAGAAAAUAUUUAUUUGUGCUGUUAAAAUGAUAUAUGUUUAUAUCGGCGACUCACGAAUUUACGACGCUCGAGUUGAGAACGCGGAUAAUCCGUUAAAUCGGUGGAAUCACCCGAAAUUUUCCCAUGCCUGGUGGGCUGAGAUCAACUGGAAAUUUCAUUUCCUAACUGUCAAACGUCGUCGUAGCGUGUGUCGUGUUGCGAUUUACGAGAUGCAAAAUUCUUGGCGAUUUGUCUCCUCGGCGAAUCGAUUUAUAUAGAAAAAUCGCUCGAUAUAAUACCGAAUUAAACGAACCAAGGAAAAAAUAUAAAAGAAAAGAAAAAUAAAAAAAAUACGAUUUUGAGAGAAAUUUGAAACCCCUUUGAUACCUUAGAAUUUUCUCUAAAAAAGAAAAAGGAAAAAAAAACGAAAAACAACAAAUAGAUAGGUCUAGAAUGCAGAAUGAAUAACGUCCGUGUGCAAACAACGAAGUACAAAGAAGGAACAACGGAUCAAUUAGAGAAGAAAAAAAGAGAAAAUACGCGAUAGGAUCGAACUCGAUGACGUUUUUCUUUAGAAUUUAGAGGGACACGAACGAAAAAGGGACCUGAAUAAAUGUACGGUUACGUCUGAAAUUUCUUACGUGACAAUUUGUUUCAGACGGAUUUUUUUUCAUAAACGAAAAGAAAAUUUGAUUCUCCAAUGUUUAUUUACCGCUCGAAACGGGCAUAAAAUUUUUUCGCGAUAACUUUGUCUACUUACUCGUCGUGUCACGGUAAAAAUCGCAGACGUAAGCGCAUCCUUACUAUUCGAACUACUCUUGAAAUAUUCGUAUACCGAUAAAGCUUUCGUCGAUAAAUAUUCGUUCGUAAUCAUAAAGCAAAAACGAGUCAACGAAACGUACAAUUCCAGUUAAUCACGGUGUGGUUGAAUUAAUUAGCUUGAUAUAGUGUAGCACGAAAAUCGUUUGCUCGUGCCGCUGUUCCAUGACAAUUCAUACGCGAGCAUAAUCUGCAAGUAUCGAUUAUUUCGUUAAUCGUGCGAAUUCACGGCCGUGUGCGAGCGAGUGUGUACAAAUGCGUGUGAACGAUGCGAACACGCGAGUGCGUUGCAAUUAUCCGCAACUAAAUUCGCUGCUAUUUUAUUUAUCCCAACUCGGUCGGGAAAUCGUGAAAACGAAUAUCUCUAUUUUUUCUUUCUUUCUUUCUUUCCUUCUUUCUUUUCCUGUUUCUCGCCAAUCUCGAUCGAGGAUGGAAAAAAAAAGAAAAUAAAAUUCUUGGAUUUUGAAAUCACGGAGGGAAAGAAAGAAGAGACGAAUCGAAAAUGUUCGAAUCGAAAGCGUUUCGUUAUUCCUUUCGGGGAGGGAGAGGCGAUAUUGCACGGAAACGCAACACGAGAUACCGAUGGAUGGAACGGAGAAACUUUUGAAAUGUAAUACAAAUAUAUCAAAUUAAUCGAUCGAAUGAAUUUUGACUAGAAACGUUUCCACGAUUCCCGAUAGAAUGGAUGUAAUAUAGAUCUAUAUAUCGAGAAAGGGAAAUCUCGUUACUUCGUAUGCGGUAGCAAAUAUGCAUGCUUGGAAUUGAGACGAUUUCUCUUUCGCGAUCUUCUCUUCUCUUCGAUCGCAAGAUAGCACUUAAGCGUUAACGAUUGUGUUGAUUGCGUCUAAUGUUAACGCGUUGACGUUGGAUUUACAUAGAAUAGAGAGCUUAUUUAUUUUUAUACUGGAUCGUUUGAUAGUCGUCCGAUAUAUUUAAUUGAAUAACGGCGGGGAGAUGCUGAAACUUGAUUGUUGUCGCGCGGUUCCUUCGUUUAUCCCCGAUUUGUAAUCGCGACUCUACGAUCUCUCCAUCCUAUUGAUUUUCAAACGAUUGAUUUGAAACGGAUCCUCCAAUUAGACUCCCCUAAUCACAUAUACCGUGUAUAAAAAACAAAUCCAUAAAUACGCAUUACGUAAAUUAUGUGUACAACGUUUCUCGAGAAUUCGAAUUUUAGAGAUGGGUGAUGUGCGUUUAGACGUGUCUCAAAAAAAGAAAAAAGAAAAAAAAAAGAAACUAACUAACGAUUAGUAGAAAUUAGAGACGAUUUGCACGCGCUUGUGUCGCGAAUCUGGUCCAGGCUUUAACGUAGACGUUCACCAUUGUUCGACGCGUUCGAACGGCUAUUCUCUUCCCCACCACGGAAAUAGCGGUGGAAACCGUUCCAUCUCUCCAACGACCACUUGGUCCAGAAACAUUUCAACUUGCUCCUCUUAUCGUGUCACACCUUCGACGUUCCCUAAACUAAUUUCCUGUUGCAUCGAUCUCGCCUAAAUUGCAUCCUCGUUAAAGAAAAAAAAAAAGAAAAGAAAAAGGGAAGGUUUCUACCGCUAUCCACCGAUCUACCUUACCAUCGCGAAUGCGUUACAUUUUUCUACGCUACUUCCGCUAUCCAUUGAAGCAUACGACAUCGUUGUAUCAUCGUUUCUGUACGAGAUGUACAGAUAUACCUCGUCUCUACGUAUUUAGAUAAGUUUGAAGAGAUCGCGUCGUGCGCGAAAUCGACAUCGAAAACACGUACGAUAGAAGCAGUUAUCGUUCGAUACGCCUCGGCUCGCACAAUUCCCCGAAAUAUAGUUUCGCCUUGUUUGUUUCGCGGAGCCAGAAAUCAUCGAACGAACAGGCCACGUUUCUUUCUUCGCCCGGUUUCAGCGCGGCUCCAACAAAUUGAAAUCCACCGCGUGAUAUGGCGCCUCGUCCACGCAUCCACGAUUCAGCGCCUCGGCCGAAAAAGGGGGAACGAAAUUGCGCGCCGUCCGUCGAGCGAAGGAUGGAAAGGAAGGAUGGGAUCAGCGUGGAUCGUGACCCACGAGAAUACCGCGGAUUUGUCGGAGACAUCGCAUCCAAAACUUUUCCAAAGGGUCCAAUACGGAGUUUGCGUCAUUUGUGUUGGUGACGUCUCUGCUCGAAUCGGCGAGCGACGGCCAAAAAAGAAAUAUCGAGAUAUCGUCGGUUCGAAGAAGCGUCUCGAAGAGGUGUGCGAGAUCGUGUUGGAUGGAGAAUUAUUUUUUUAUAGGAAAGAGGAGAAGGAAAGAGAGAUGUUCGGAAACAUCUUCGAGUCGACGAUACUUAGGAUAUUACUCGAAGUCGUUGCGCGAUUCCAACGCGAUUUUUCUGCGCUGCGAACGAUAGCUCUUUUAACGUUGACGCGUCGUCGUUUCGAUCCCAGAGAUCCCGGCACAACUCUUGCGCGAGUUUGUGCGCUUACAUCGAUUCGAGUGGAGUAACGCUCUUUCGGGAACGCGUUCUCCACGACGCUUCUUCUCACCCUGGUGUCGCGACAGAUACGAGUUGCUCUUUAUAUUUUAUACGGUACGUAUACUGGUUUUUGUGCCAUCAUACUUUACUUUGCUCCGCCACGUCUGCGGAAUUGUCGAGUCGUUCUUUAACGCGGGUGACGUGUGAUGAAAAAUUGUCGCUUCUCUGAAAUAUUAAAUUAUCUCGAUAUAUUUCUAAUGAUCUAAUAUUCGCAAAACUUUAACGACUUAAAGUCGAUAAUAAAAAUAAGUUAUGUCGAUUGAUUUAUCGAUCGGUGUAUUAUUCGAUUUAUAUUUAAUUCAUUACGAGGAGAUUGAAUUAAAUACGUAUAAAGUUAUUGCUGUUUAAAAUAACCUUUAAUCGAUUAAUUUUUCAGCCCCGUUAACGUUCCAACUCUCCGUCUCUAAUUAACAAUUUGACCGGCAAAGAAAAACGUCCAACCACGAUUUAAUGGAUGACGUUCCGUCAAUAAACGGCGGCGGCCGUUUAAAAUAAAUUGAACGUCGAAUUGCGAACGCAUUAUCUGCACGUAGCCAGCCAGCAGGCAGUGAGGGUUGAGCGCGACACCGUACGCUCAAUACGGUGCACAGCUUAUCGUGAGCCUCGACGUGUUUCGUUAAAUUAAACCACUCUCGGUACGGAGGAACUCGGUCGUUCCUCUUCCAUGGCCUAUUACCCCGUCUCCAUCCCCCUUUUCUCGCAGCUGCUCGCUAAUCAAACACCGACCGCGAUACAAUCUUUCUGUCGCAUUCCAUUUACGUGACACGCGCAACUACUCGUCGCGUAAUAAAACAAUGAAUUGGAAAAAGAAGAGAAAAAGGAGAACGCGUUCCAUUCUACUGGGAGGGGAUCAUUCGAUGCAAGAAUCUCACUUGGACGUUUUUAUCUUUUUAAGAAGAAUUCGAGACUUGUAUUUUUCGAAGACGACGCGUCGAUGAGCGAUUCUCCGAAAUAUCUACGGUCGAUUAUCGAAUGCACGAAUCGAAGGCAUCGAAUAUCGAAUUACCAAAGAAUCGAGCGACGGAAGCUGCGUAACGUUCGUUAAUGACACGUGAUAUCCGUUCUCCUUUAAUACCGAGAAUGAACGAUGCGAAUGAACGAGGGGAAAGAAAUCGUUUAAAUCGAUCAUCUUGCGAUUAUAUUACGUCAUUUGCAUCAUCUGCGAGCGAGAUAAUUAUAAGCCGAUAUGAUGGACUAAUAUUGUGACCCACAUUUAUAACGUAACCGCCGAGUAACUGGGAAUAAAAGUGUCUACGUGGUACACACUAUUUACAUUUUAA
This is a messenger RNA of Apis cerana (Asiatic honeybee), 9236 nucleotides long. RefSeq lists its product as uncharacterized. The record is from RefSeq and is a predicted model, not a curated record. Lineage: Eukaryota; Metazoa; Arthropoda; Insecta; Hymenoptera; Apidae.